Vigna radiata var. radiata (mung bean) is the source of this 765-nucleotide messenger RNA. Its product is annotated as E3 ubiquitin-protein ligase SDIR1-like. Lineage: Eukaryota; Viridiplantae; Streptophyta; Magnoliopsida; Fabales; Fabaceae. Gene Ontology annotation, biological process: ubiquitin-dependent protein catabolic process. The record is from RefSeq and is a predicted model, not a curated record. Gene Ontology annotation, molecular function: ubiquitin protein ligase activity. The coding region runs from base 58 to 765 and encodes 235 amino acids. The transcript is spliced from 2 exons.
AAAGAAUAAAGAUAAUAUAAUUUUGCAGGCAGAAAGUAUCGAGGACUUAACAUAAUCAUGUCUGCACCAUCAUCACAAACAAAUUCAUCAGGAUCAUUUCGCUACAGCAUGACAAUGUUUGAGAUGAAUCAACGUUUAUACAACAUAUUCAUCAUGGGCACUGGGCUCACUACUUUCAUGCCUACAGCUAUUUUCAAACUUAUCACGAGUGUUUUUUUUCAAUCUUUUCCACUUCAACUACGAGGUCCUCCUUUUGCUCUUAUACCGAGCCAAACCUUGUUCCAAGAGGGUCCAGAUUUCUUGCGGACAUUGUUAUCUCAAUUGCCAUCACCGUUAUUGCCACCGUCAUCGCUCAGACUCUUUGACACUGACAUUAUUGAAACACUAAUAAACAUGACUGCUGAUGAAAUUCGAAGAAUCUUCCACAUUGAUGAUCAUGUUGUUACUUCUUCAGAAUCUCAACUCCCAGAAAUUCCUAUGUGGAUUGUAAUCAGUGUUACUGAUAGCAGCAUGCAUUUAACAACACAAUAUCCUUUAAGAACGGUUCCAGCAGUCGAAAAACCCAUUGACACGUUGUUGAAGAAAUCUACAAUGUUACAGACUGGGCGUUGUUGUUGCAUAUGCUUGGAUGAAUUCGAUCUCAAUGCUGAGCGCUACACACUUCCAUGUCAACACUUCUUUCAUCAAAAAUGUAUUACGCGCUGGCUACAAACCAGUCAGACCUGCCCCAUGUGUCGCCAAUCUCUACAAACCCUAAAAGACUAG